Molecule: messenger RNA, 6931 nt
Organism: Electrophorus electricus (electric eel)
Lineage: Eukaryota; Metazoa; Chordata; Actinopteri; Gymnotiformes; Gymnotidae
Gene: mbd5
Product: methyl-CpG binding domain protein 5
Cellular component (GO): chromocenter; nucleus
Molecular function (GO): chromatin binding; DNA binding
Source: RefSeq, a predicted model, not a curated record
AGCUCCGUCCUUCCAUCCCAGAGCGCCGCCGAGCAGCAGAACGCAGGAGGCAGUUGACGGGGGAAGCGUUUUAUUUUCGUUUUUUAAAGGGACAGGGUCGACUUGCGACGCGCCGAGACGGACUUUUCCCUCGCCGCUAACCUCCCAGGGACGCGAAACAAGUCGGAGCGAUGCGUCGGACGGUUGUUAUGAGGUAAAAAAAAUAUUGAGGGAGAGGGAUCCCAAAAAAGCCUCUCCUGCUCUCGCUGUUUCUCUGAGGUAACUACACUAGCUAGCCUUGGCUAGCAUUAGCUCCCCUUUCCCCGUUUCUGCCUUCGCUUGGCCCUGGUUUGAGACGUUUUACUGGACAGGGUUCCCCCCAGUUUAAAUCCACCAGCCUCGGCUAAAAAAAAAAACAACAACUUCGCCGUUCUUGCGGGUUAUGGUGGCCAGCGUCUUGCACCAAGGGAACAACAAGUAAUCAUGCCUUCUCUGACAUCACGGCUGUGCGUGUGAUGGGAGAUUUCAGUUUGAACUGAUCUGCCUGGGAGAGGAUGAGAGCCAUUCACCUGUGGAAGGAGCAGCUUGCUGACCUGGACAGCGGCCUCUUGCGCUGAGAGCGCGGGCCAGCCGUCGCUGCGGCCUCCUGUGGGUUCGCCCUGUAAUCAUGCACGUUCUUCUGUGAGGUGCGUCCGUUUCGCAUAUGUAGCCUGGGAACUGCGUCAGGACUCUCUCAUGGCUCGACUUGGUCAGAGAGUGACACGGGACACCCCGUCUGCAUUUAGUGGCAACGCGAUGAGGCUGUCCAGGGGGUCGACCCCACUGUGAGUCUGUCUCACACGCGUCGCCUGCCCCGGAAACCAAUCGCCGCAGCGCGACUUCUUUAGAGGAAAGUUGUAGUGCUCCGUCCUCCCGUUUCCGAGAGACACGAUGACACGUAGUGUUGGGACAGUGAAGCACGUGUGAUCUCUCCAGCGGAGUCGAGCACGAACCCAGAAAAAUGAAUGGUGGAAAGGAGAGUGAGAGAGGGGAAGGGGAGGGGCAGUCAGCGCCUGCCCAGGUCCCCAUUGGCUGGCAACGGAAGGUGGAGCCCACUGGGGUCGUCUAUAUCAGUCCCAGUGGUUCAGUGCUGUCCUGCCUGGAUCAGGUGAAGUCCUACCUACUCACAGAUGGCACCUGUAAGUGUGGCUUGGAGUGUCCACUUAUCCUCCCAAAGGUUUUUAAUUUCGAUCCUGGGGCCGUUGUCAAGCAGAGGACUGCGGAGGAUGUUAAGGCUGAUGAAGACGUCACAAAGCUCUGUAUCCACAAGAGAAAGCUCAUCGCUGUGGCCACUCUGCACAAGAGCAUGGAGCUCCCUCACCCCUCCCUAACACUGACCGGAUCCAGUGCAGGCACAAGUGUGACCUCCAUAGCCCCUACCAUCCAGCGGUCUGCAACCCCUCGAGCAAUAAGGAAUAAGUCCCAUGAGGGGCUGACUAACUCGACGCUGCCAGACUGCAAGAACCCGUUCAAGAUGAUGAUGGCAGCGGGACAGCGGCACUACUCUGCAGACAUGAGCGGCACUCAGCACCCGGAACACUAUUCCGGAUACCCUCGGCAGAGGCUGGGCAACAGCGAUCCGGGGCCCAAGUCCCCAUACCGCAGCGGCCCCGGAGGCAUGCUUAGCCCCUCGUCGGGCUCGCAGAUCUACGGAGACGGCUCUGUGUCCCCCAGAACGGACCCCUUGGGCGGUCCAGAUGGGUUUGUGCGAAGCAAUGCCUGUGGCUUCCAAGGGGCAGGAAGUCCCAGCCCGAUUCAUGGCAACAGCAGGACGCCCCUGUCUCCUCCUGGCAUCCUGAUCCACGGUUCUUCUGCUUCCCAGCUGGCCUGUGCCAUGGCUGGAAGGACUAACACGCCUCUAUCGCCACCAGUCCCAAACAAAAGCCCAAUCAUGAAAAAGCCACAUUGUAACGUCAACUAUCCGCCUAGCAUGGAAAUGACAAGAGCAGUAUUUCAUCAUAAGGCCCAAUCUGCACCUCACCCUGUUCCUCCCUCUGCUAUUCCCCCAUCAUGCGCCCUCCAGAAAAAGCAGAUGACCUCAGAGAAAGACCCUCUGGGGAUCCUAGACCCCAUUCCCAGCAAACCCAUCAUUCAGAGUCCCAUGACGAACCCAAGCCCAUCCAACUUCCAGCCCAAUGCCCACGCUCAGGUACCAAUGUUGAAUGUAAACAUCCCUCCUGCCAUAGUCCCGCUGCCAAGCAACCUUCCCUUACCAACCGUUAAACCUGGGCCAGUAGGUCAUGGUGGGCACAUGCAGAGGACUCAGCAUGGGGUCGCCACCUCCAUCUCCCCCUCACCCGUUACAUCCCCUGUGCACAUGUCCGGGCCUGCGCUGGGCCGUGUGGAGGCCUCACCACAGCGCUCCCGGUCCUCUUCCACCUCCUCGGACCAUGGAAGCUUCGCCCUGCCCUCGGGGCCUCAGGGCCCCUGUGUGAGCAUGAAGGUCCCGCCACGAUCUCCUCGCUCCUCCAUGGGCUCCCCCAGACCCACCAUGCCUUCCAGUCCAUCUGCCAAGCCCGAAACACUCCACCAGUACAAAGAUCCCAACCAGGUUCUGGUGGGGAUGAGCAAUGCGAUCAGCAGUCAGCACAACCCCAUGUUUCCCCCAGUGUCAGGCAGCAGUGCCCCCCAGAAGAACCACCCAGGACUCCUCGGAAUGCCCCUUAACCAGAUCCUCAACCAACACAACGCUGCCUCCUUCCCCGCCAGCAGUCUACUCUCUGCAGCAGCCAAAGCACAGCUAGCAAAUCAAAACAAACUUGGUGGUAGCAGUGGUGGGAUGGGUGGUGCAGGGACUGGCAUGGGCAUUGGGCCAGCCAUGGGUGCUGGUGCCGCAGGCAUGGCCGGGGGUGGUAAUAGCGGGAGCGGAAGCAGUGGGCUGCCUUGCUCUCUUGGAGGUGGGGGAGGUAGCAGGGUCAUGGAAGGGCCCAGUGCUUUAAAUCCUAUGUUGCCACCCAGUUCGUCCAUGUUGAUGCCCAUGCCCGAGGGCCAGAGCGGGCGUGCGGCACUGCGGGACAAGCUAAUGGCCCAGCAGCGCGACCCUCUCCGCAAACGCAAGCAGCUUCCCUCCAGCGGAAACCACGACACCAUGGUCUUCAGCAUGCUGAAGCCCGACACGGCCGGCCCCAGGCCGCCUUGCCCACCCCCAGAGCAGAUGAGGAAAGUUCCCAGGCUUGGAGGCCUACCACCCAACACCUCCAUGGCCCAGCUGCUCCAGUCAAUGAGCACCCAGGGCUCCCACAUGGCCAGGGGCAGUCGGACGCUGCCUACAGGCCCCGGUCAGUUGCACUUCGGCGAGGGUGUUAUUCCUCCUGGCGUCGCCCAACAGAACAUGCAGUUACAACAGCGGCUCCACACCCAGGCAGACCCGAUGCACUGUACUGGAAUGGAGCCUGGUCCACAGGGCCCUCCGGCGCAGUUCCCAGGGAUGAUGAACCAGAUGCAGGCCGUGGUUAUGGGGAGCUGUGGGCCUUUGGGCCAAAGUGGACAGGUUCCUCUGGGACACCCAGCCAUGGGUCACCCGAACACUCACCUACACCAACAUCCUCCUCAUGGUCACAUCCGACCAAAUAUGUCCUGUAUGGUACCCAGCAACAGUGAUGCUAGCUGUGCUCAAGCCAUGUCUGAUGCAGGUGAAGCCUCAGCGCUGAACUGCACUAUGGGUAACCCUCAGAUGGCUGGGAUCAUGGGCAGCACGGGACACAUGUACCAGCAGCAACAGCUGCACGCAGCACUUCAGGGUGUACAUGGGGUUUCCCCAUACCAGACCCAGGGGCACCCCUAUUCAGAAGUGUCCUUUCCUGAGAAUAAUGCCCCCAACUCUAACAACAUGGCCUGUCUGUACCAGGACUACCAGGCAUGCAUGCCUGAUGGCACACCCAUCUCCCGCACCCAGAUGAAGUCCCAGGCCGGCAUGACAUCACUUCCCUCCAAGACGGGAAUGUUCCAGGAAGGUCAGCAGGAGCUGCGUGGCCAGAACGAGGUCAACAUGGCAGCGGCCGCCAGAGGUCCAGGGUUGGAGAGGUUGCCGGGGGGCGGGGUAGAGGCAGUGGAUGCGAUCUACCGGGCAGUGGUGGAUGCGGCCAGUAAGGGCAUGCAUGUGACCAUCACGACGACGGUGAGCAGUGUCACGCAGGCCAGCCCCGUCCCCGCCCUCAGCGCCAUGACGGCUUUCACCGCCUCCAUCGGCGAGCCCCUUAGUCUCCCGCACGCCGUCAGCGCCGUCAUCCACGGUCCCCGCGGCCCCGAGGGCACUGAGCCGGCGACCCAGCCCUGCAGCAGAGCCCCACCUCCACCCCUGCUGCCAUCACGAACCGCCCACGCACGCAGGAGUUCAGAGCAGGGUAAGAGCACGCCCGACAGCACGGACGUGCACGACUACUUCCGCUCGCCUGGUGCUGCCACGCCCCGCCAGCAGUGGGAGGAUCCGACCCACACCCAGUGGAGAGGGGAGGAGUUUCUGGAGUGUUCCACACAGGUGCGCAGCAGUCCGCGUGGUGACGCAGCUGAGAGGGCGGGCGUCACGGUGACGACGGCCCCGCCUCUGUGCCCCGCGGAAGCGGCGCCGCAGCCACACGACCCGCCCGAGCCGACGGGCGAUGACGUCGGAGGCUUCCGCUACAACCACUGCGCCCGCACACCCGUCAACUUCAAAGAGCGGCUGGAGCAGACGGUGGAGCGCUGCGCGCACGUUAACGGAGCCCGUAGCAGCUACAGCGAGCCGCUCACUGGCGAUGACCAGUCGCCCGGCUCCUCCACCAGCCUGGAGGGCCCACUGCUGAAGGACUACGCUCACUUUAACGGGCACUUCAACGGGCACUGUGCGCCCAGCCCCUCCGACACCAAGAGCCUAAGCAGUGAGGAGGAGCUACGGCACCCAGACUCACCCUCCACCGACCUGCUGCACUACCGUCCCCGUGGCUUCAAUGUGGGUGAGCUUGUCUGGCCAAUCAAAGGCUUUCCUCCGUGGCCUAACAAGCUAGUGGGGGAGGAGCAUGGGCACAAUCCCAGCAUGCAACUGUCUGACCAGGCCAAGGUGGAGCCCGAGAAGCUAAAGACACUAACACAGGACCUGGAGGCACUGGACAGGGCUGCCAAAAGAAACAGAAAAACUGGGAAGCUGAAUAACCAUUUAGAAGCUGCUAUCCAGGAAGCCAUGAGUGAGCUGGACAAGAUGUCAGGCACUGUUCAUCCAAUGUCCUCACGGGAGAGAGAACGGCAGGUCAAACUGCCAAAGCCCAAAAGAAGGAAAAUCUCCAGAUAACAGAAAGAGACAACAGUGACCAGAGCAGCAUCCAGCCUCAGAGAUCCCCCCACAACGCUCUCGCUCUCUCUCUCACUCUUUCUCUCGCUCUCUCUCUGGUAAACUCCGACCUGGUGCUAUACUCUAGCAGAUGGCUCAUCAAGGCCCCACCCUCACAAAGUGACUGACAGGUGCUGGAUAAGCCAAUCAGUAAUGGUGGCGAUUUGACUACAACUCACUGAAGAACUAUUUUUUUGUAGAAUACAAAGAAAAUAUAAAAAAAAGAAGAAAAAAAUUACUGCAUUUAAGAGAAUAGACAGUCCAAAUAUUUCUGAUACAUUUUCAAUGUGUAUAUAGACAAUACGGAAAUUUCAUGGUGAAAUCUUGGGAAGAAAUGUAAAUAUUGUACGAUAAUGCCAUGUACAAGCAGACACAAUGCAUACUUUAUCUUAAGUUGUACAAAAGAAAAAGUCAAAGCAGAAAACGCCUACCAAUGUGUUGGUUUCUAUUCAGUUCUCGGCUCCUUAAGGCCACGUGUGAAUAGGGUGAGUAAGAAGAGUCAGUCGGAUGCUUUUAUGUGCUUUUGUUGGUGUGUGUGUGUGUGUGUGUGUGUGUGUGUGUGUGUGUGGGGCAGGCAUGAAGAUGUAACCCUGAAUGGACAUUUGCUCACACGACGGCAGUAAGUGUGUGUGUAACAGAUUGGAUGUUCAUUCACAGCUGUUUUGUGUGUGUGCGUGUGAGAAGAGUGGACUUCACCAGCUGAAAGGGGUAUGUUACGUUGCAGGCUCGAGUAAAGCGUUUGGGCUCCUGUAAUUCUGGUCUUCCGCCAAUGAACACUGCAAGACCACAUAUGACUGGUCUCCCUUCCCUCCUGCCCCCUCUCAUUAUCCAGUGCCAGUGGAUGACACAUUUUUUUUUGGUAGUCUUAUGACACAAUUUUUUUUUUCUUUUCUUUUUCUUCUUCUUCUGGUGAGAUCUGUAAUAUUUUGGUACCAGCUACUAGUCUUGAUCUUUUGUGUCGAACUGUGGACUGCAGAACAGGGGUCACACUGAGUACCCCGCUCCCGCUGCAGCUCCGUGUGAGCUCAUCAUCUCCACAUCGGUCACCUUCCUCCAAAUCAAUGUUUUUGUUUCCUUCACUAAAGCGCGUUCGACUUGAAACAGACUGCAGACGUCAUCAAGGGAGAGGAGUUCAAUUUGCAGUUAGAGGCCUUAUAUUUUUGUUAUAAAUUAUUUAUGUACAGUAUUCUGUAUUUAUUUUAGCUGUUCAAUUGUACUUGGCAAUAAUACAACCCUGAGCUAAUGCUCUGUAAAGCCUUACGUGUGUAUGUAUAAAGCCUAUAUCUAUAUGUAUCAGUCUUGUUCAAGAGAUAUGGCCUUGAUAUUCAGUAUUGUUCAUUUAACAGAUACCUAUAUUUUUGCCCUGUUUAUUUAAUGUGUGUGGUGGUGCGGAACACAGCUUGUCAUUGUGUUGUGUAACACUGUUGUUUUCUGUUUGCGACAGCGAGUGUAAAGUUUUAAGGAGAGCUAGCCAGUCCGACAAAAUGCUGAAAUCUUGUACAGACUCAGGAAUACCUGUCAUCCGUUCAGAUUUCACUUAAAAGAGGAGAGGAGAGAGGGUUAUGAUUUAUGAUUUAAGAGGUACACACAAGGUGUGUGUGUGUGUGUGUG